Molecule: messenger RNA, 1072 nt
Organism: Camelina sativa (false flax)
Lineage: Eukaryota; Viridiplantae; Streptophyta; Magnoliopsida; Brassicales; Brassicaceae
Gene: OMTF3
Product: S-adenosyl-L-methionine-dependent methyltransferases superfamily protein
Molecular function (GO): O-methyltransferase activity; S-adenosylmethionine-dependent methyltransferase activity
Source: RefSeq, a predicted model, not a curated record
ACAAAUCGAUCGAUUUCACGCCAUGCCGUCGUUGUCACUGAGUCUGACUACUCCUUUCCUUUUGUUGGUGUUCUGCUUGAUAGGCUUAUUACUAGCUGCGGAUGACGUCUGCCCCGGGGGUUCUCAUCUCAGAGCUCCCGAUACUCGACUUAACCUGCCAACGGGCUCCGUCGUCGGAAACUGCCCGACGGAGGCGAUUCCUUUAGUUAUGGCGGAAGACGACAAGUACGGUAACAAAAUGGUUAUCAGUCUCACUCCUCGCCUUUACGACUACGUCCUCAACAACGUCCGCGAGCAUGAGAUCUUGAGGCAACUUCGGGAAGAGACCGCCAUUAGUCAAAUUCAGGUGUCGCCUGAUCAAGCGCAGUUGCUUGCGAUGCUAGUAGAAAUUCUUGGAGCAGAAAGAUGUAUUGAAGUUGGAGUUUACACGGGAUAUUCAUCCUUGGCUGUGGCGUUGGUUCUACCAGAAUCAGGGCGUCUUGUUGCCUGUGAUAAGGAUUCCAACUCUCUUGAAGUUGCUAAGAGGUACUACGACCUUGCUGGAGUCUCUCACAAGGUCACUGUCAAACAUGGUCUUGCAGCAGAAUCUUUGAUGUCAAUGAUUCAGAACGGUGAAGAGUCCAGCUAUGAUUUUGCAUUUCUUGAUGCUGAUAAAGCGAUGUAUCAGGAGUACUUUGAAUUGCUACUUAGACUCGUCAGGGUUGGUGGAGUCAUUGUAAUUGAUAAUGUUCUUUGGCAUGGAUGGGUUGCAGAUCCUAUGGUGGAUGAGGCGAGGACCAUCAACAUUAGGAAUUUCAACAAAAAGUUAAUGGAUGAUAAACGUGUAAGCAUUAGUAUGGUUUCAAUUGGAGAUGGCAUGACGAUAUGUCGCAAGAGAUAAUAACUAUCCAUGAAAAACCACUCGGCUCGCACCUCGCAGUGAACCUGAUCCUAAAGAAAAAGUCUUCAAGCAUAAAAAAAAAGGAUUAAUGAAGCCGUGAUACUGUAUAUUAUUGUUCUUUUUGUAUGUUUAGUUUAAAGUUUCAGGUUUUUAAUAUGUAACUUCAGUACCUGAAUGUGUUCUUAUUUAGAA